UUCCCAAAAUGAAAAAGGAGAGCCAUAGCUUAAUAUCCAUUGGAAAGACAAUAUAGACCUGUUUGUGCAGUUAUUGGCCUAGAUAGAUACUAUGGCUACUGCUCCAUUGCUGCCGUCACGCAUCUGGUUCCACUUGGAUCCCUCAUGUUCCCAAUUCCAAAGCCCAAACCUUAAUCCCUCCUUCCCUCUCCGCCGUCGCUCUAAUCAUACUCAUAGCCUCACUCUCACACUCGUCUCUUCUGCCCACACUCUCACUCCGCCGGAGCCGCCGCCGCCUACUUCCACCACCGUCCCUCACACCUUGCUUCGGUUCGCCGCCUCCGCCGCCCUCCUUCUCGGGAUUGGGCUCGGAUGCUGCGUCGCCUCCGCCCGCUCUUCUCCUCUAGCCCAGCCUCCGCCGGCGCUACAGGAUCAAGCUACGGAUGAUGACAAUUUAGAAGCGGCGUUUGGAACUUGGAAGUCCAAGACAUUCGCUUUGACUGUGCCCUUGACAGUUGCUGCUCUACGCGGCUCUGUACCUCCUUCAUGGAUUAAGGAUUUUAUGCAGUCUCAAGGAAAAAGAUCAAAGCUUCAACUCAAGUCUCAUGCAAGUCUCGAGAGCGUAUUUUCGGAUCUCUCAAGAGACUUCAGCAAAGGCGAUGUUCGGCCUUCUUCUGUUGCGGCUGCUGAUGUAGUUAGUAUUGGGGACUCUUGGCUCAGUCAUGCCAUUAACAAGGGUCUAAUUGAGCCAAUUCAAGGGGUAGAAGACCAGGAUUGGUAUAAAGGAUUGAGUGACAGAUGGAAAGUAUAUCUACGCAGGAACUCUGAGGGGAGAAUUGACCCUGAUGGUAAAAUAUGGGCUGCUCCAUAUCGGUGGGGCUGCAUGGUGAUAGCAUACAAAAAAACUAAAUUUAGAAAGCAUAACUUGGCUCCUAUAUCGGACUGGGCAGAUUUAUGGCGACCUGAACUUGCAGGAAGGAUUUCAAUGGUUGAUUCUUCUAGAGAGGUUAUCGGUGCAGUUCUGAAGCAUAUGGGAACCUCCUACAACACACAAGAUAUCCAUUUGCAAGUUGAUGGUGGGAAAGAUGCUGUAAGGCAAAAUCUGGCUUUACUUGGAAAACAGGUCCGACUAUUUGACAGUGUACACUAUUUGAAAGCAUUUGCAGUUGGAGAUGUGUGGGUGGCUGUCGGGUGGAGCAGUGAUGUUCUUCCUGUUGCCAAACGCAUGUCUGAUGUUGCAGUAAUUGUUCCGAAAUCUGGAACUAGUAUAUGGGCAGAUAUGUGGGCAACCCCUGCUGUCUCUCGACUUGAAACAAAUCGAAUUGGGGGGCGAGUUAGAGGGCCAUCUCCACUCAUCCAUCAGUGGAUAGACUUCUGCUUGCAAACUGCUAGAGCACUCCCUUUUAAGCAGGAGGUAAUCCCAGGCGCCUCCCCCUCUGCACUUGAUAGUGCCCCGGCUGAAAAUUUAGAAGAGUUCACCAAGGGUAAGCCAAGACUGGAUACAAACCUCAUUGUGGGAGUACCGCCACCUGAGAUUUUGGCAAGGUGUGAGUUUUUGGAGCCAUUAUCUGACUCCACACUAUCAGAUUAUCAAUCGCUAAUAGAUAGUAUGCAGAAAUCUAAACAUGGUUUGGUCCCUAGUAUAAAUUACAAUAUCUUAUCAUUGAUUCAAAAUUUGUGGUUGAAGCUGCAUUCAAAUAAUAACAAGAGCUUGAAGCAAGUUUAGAAGUGGUCUUUUAUGAGAAUUAAUCGCUCUGUUUGUAUUAUACCAUGGGAACAGAACGUCAUGGAGAUUUCUGCAGAGAAUUAUCUGCAACUAGAGGAAACUUUUGGCAUGUAUACUUGGACAGAUUAUUGAUCUUAAGAUUAUAAUCUAAACUAUGAGCAUGGUUCAGAA
Molecule: messenger RNA, 1876 nt
Organism: Rosa chinensis
Lineage: Eukaryota; Viridiplantae; Streptophyta; Magnoliopsida; Rosales; Rosaceae
Exons: 7
Coding region: 92-1705 (537 amino acids)
Biological process (GO): polyamine transport
Cellular component (GO): periplasmic space
Molecular function (GO): polyamine binding
Source: RefSeq, a predicted model, not a curated record